GAUUUUUAGACUUUUCCCCAAAUUUGGAGCUAUCAAUGUGUCCAGGAGUGUUUUCCAGGAGCCAUAACUCACGUUCCGUCCGAAGCUCACGUCGCUCCUGCCGAGAAAGCCAUCAUGCUGAUGGAGUCUCCCCUUCCAUUAUUGGCCAUCAGACCUUCCCCAGCUACUCUCUCUCUCGCUGCCUCUCCAUGUCUCGGCUCCGGAUGUGGGAGCUCUGAGCACGCUUUUUGGGGGAUAUUCGCGUACACCUCAGUCCGAGGUUGAGCUUCUCCAUGAGCACACUCAAGUCACUGUCGCGCUUUUGGGUGUACCAGUAAUAAUUUUAUUUUUUGGUUUUAUACCUUUGGUUUCUUGUUUUACUUUCACACACCAAAGUGAAUUUAUUCAGCACCUCACCUGGCGAGCUCAGUUUAUCUCAUUUCUCAUCUUCAUCUUGAACCAGUGACCAGUUUUUGGCCAAGAGACAAAUAACCACAGCACUGUGAUAAAAGACAAUAAUACCAUUUAAGUAGAGUAUUUCAACAAGGCAGUUGUGUGAAGAAUUGAGGAGUGUUUUUCUCGCCGAAAACUUUUAAUGGAAAUAUUCCACUGAGUGAACGAAAAAAAAAUCGUGAAAUAGUUUUUUUUUUAAAAAAAAGGUGGAAAUUUUUUGGCAUAAUAUUGAGUGAAAGUAAUUUGAGAGGCAACAAAAUAGGAGAGAGAUAAAUUGUUUUAAAAGUGAUUUUUUGCAUGGAAUAAAAUUACAAGUGACACCUGGAGCCAAGAGCUUGCGACAGGACUUCAGUGGGUGGGCAGAGACACCCCCUCAAAAGGCGAAGGAUUACGUGGACGUCCGCCAUUUUGGGUGCUCCAUCAUGGCCCUAACCCCACGACCCCAUCCAAUUGGGGGCCAACACCUCAGCCUGACUUUGCUCAUCGUGGCUUUCUGCUGCACCAACGCCUUUCCGUACCAUGUCUAUAGAAAACCUCAUUCGCGUGCACCACCGGAACCAUACUACGGCCGCCUAAUAGGACAACUAACUGAAUUUGCCCAUGGCAUUAAGGGUACAGUUUAUGCAGUGGAUGAGUCGACGAUCUUCAUCAAAGGAUUUGCAUACGAUGGACUAGGUCCGGAUGCAUACUUUUGGGUGGGAAAUUCUCCACGUCCCAGUCCAGAGGGUUACAUCAUUCCCUAUCCUGAGGAUUACGCUGGCAGGGAUCCACCCAUUUUGCAGGCGCACAAUAAUACCGACAUCAUUCUCCGACUACCCAUGGGCAAGAGAAUUCGAGACAUUCGGUGGCUUUCUGUGUGGUGUAGGAGAUUUACGGUGGACUUUGGGGAGGUAUUUAUUCCACCUGGACUUGAAGUGCCAAAGCCUCGUGUCCUUCCGGAAUUCAAGCGAUUGGCCCAUGGUUUGAGGAGCAGCAACAUCAGCGUUCUCGAUGCCAAGACAUUCUACAUUCCCAACCUUCACUACGACGGAGCCGGUCCGGAUGCCUAUUUCUGGGUGGGAAAUGGCACUGAGCCCAACAUCAUGGGUAUUAAGGUGCCCAACGAGAUGGGAUCUCUCGAGCCACUCAGAGGUUACCAGGGGGAAGAUAUUGAAAUUCAAUUGCCUGGAAAUCUCACUGUCUACGACAUUGACUGGUUGGCUGUUUGGUGUGUGGAAUACCGCCAUAAUUUCGGCCAUGUCUACAUCCCUACAGAUCUCGAUGUUCCUCCGGCUCUUGGACAAACCAAAAUCCCGCCGCCCUGGUGGUACAAACCAACAACAACAACGGCCAAACCGCAACACAAUAAUUGCCGAGAAAUGCUCGGUGGAAGAUUGCAGGUGAAGUGGGAGAUUCAGGGAGACAAUGUCAUAGUGGAUUUGUAUGGGAGAAUCCGGGAGGAUCAGUAUAUGGCAUUUGGAUUGUCGGGAGUCCAAGGAAAGUCCCAGAUGAUUGGUGGUGAUGUCGUUGUUGCAUUCUACGACACGAAGAAACGUAUCUUCUGGGCAGAGGAUUACUACAUGUCGCAUCUGUCUCAGUGCGAUGGGAAGCAUGGGGUAUGCCCGGAUAAAAGAAUUGGAGGCCGAAAUGAUGUUAUGGUGAUUUCUGGGGAUAGGAAAAACGGAGUGACGAGUGUGAGAUACUCAAGACCGCUGCAGACGAAUGAGCCCAUUAAUGAUAGGCCUAUUCCCGUUGAUCGAGAAAUUUCUGUGAUUGGAGCUAUAGGACCACUGAAUUCGGAGAAAGAAGCAAACGCACAUCUUCACAAUGGCAUGGAUGCCACAAUAGAAGACAUCCAGAUAAACUUCUCCUCCAAGAAUGACCACUCCUGUGUGGCAUCAAUCUAUGAAUUCAAGGAGGAGAGUGACCUCAAACCCUGGCCACCAAUGAAAAUUGUCGGUGAUACAGAGAUUCGCGCACGAAUUGGACCAACAGGCGGCAAAAGGGGCUACACACCCAUCACGAAAAAUCCCUCAUGGGGAAUCGCGUGGUACUUGAAUGAUAUGCUCAUUCCCGAAUUAACGGUGGAACGGGGCAAAACCUAUACGUUCAUCAUUGAGGGUGGUGAUGAACCAGCACAACCUGCCCGCUACCAUCCUCUCUAUAUUUGCAAUUCGCCAGAAGGUGGCUAUGGGCAAUUGACGGCAGCAGAGCAGAACAAACAGACCGUCUAUGCUGGAGUGGAAACCGAUCCGGAGGGAUACAAAAUUCCCACUGGAGUUGGUCGCUACUGUGAAUGGAAGCACAAGACCGUUGAUAAGUCUGCUGAUAGUGAAACCUUUGAGGCCUACAAGGAAACAUUGUAUCUAGACUGUGAGAAUAACAAAGAACCUGGCUAUCUCAAUUGGACAGUCGCUCAGGAUACUCCCGAUUUGGUGUAUUAUCAGUGCUACACCCACAAGAAUCUCGGAUGGAAAAUCCAUGUGGUUAAUCAAUUACCACACAGUCACAGCACAAAAUUGCAAGUAUCCAAUGCAAUCUAUUUGGUUGCAUUUGGUGCGAUUUACAAGAUUGUUUCUGAAAUGAUGUCAAAUUACAAAUAUGCCUGAUAGUUAAAAUAUUCCCAGUAUUACCUGAAAUGCCUUUUCAAUUCAGUGUUAAUUGACUAAGGCAAAGAAUAAAAUCAACAACCAGGCGAUAUCGUAUCAAAACAUAUCUAAAACAAAAAUGCAUGAAAGUGCUCUGAAUGACUGUGUGCGAAUAUAUAAUUAGUAAAAUCUUUACGAAGAGACAAGUUGUAGGUUUUAGGACGUGGGAAGUUUUUGAAAUACGACAAAACAAAAUUAUAAAUAAUUAAAAGAAAAAUGACGGUUUUUAAAGAAAUGAUCAAAUAAACAUAUCGUUUAUCAAAAGCUUCCUAAACACUUUUUGCAAAUAAAAAUAUUUAGAGAUAUUUGAAUGGACAAUUUUAAUGGUGAAGAUGCAUUCAACACAUUUUGUUGGAUGAUUUUGUGAGUAUUUCAAGAAAAUAAUGACAAUAAAUUGUAAUUAAGUAAAUCAGUGACAAUAAUUUUACUGAAUACUAAGAAAAAAAAAACAGAAAAUAAAAUAUUUGGUGAAUGCUGAAAGAAGAUUGAUUGGAAAACUUUGUAAGAGAAAAACUAUUUAGACUGUAUAAUAAAAAGAAAAAAAAACUAAUCUCUAUUUAGGUCAAUAUUUCAGUAAUUUUAAGAAGAUAAACUAUGCACCGAAAUCUAAUCUUGAUAGAGAGAACUCUCGCAAAAGCUUUUUAAAUUAAUUACCUUCGACUUAUUCUGAUGAGACAGGAUUAAAAGACAAUAAACUUUUGUGAAAAAAAAAGAAAAAUAAUGUGAGAAACCUACAAUGAACAAUUAUCAUUGAUAGAUGGAUAAUUUUAUUAGCUGUUGUUACAAAAUUAAAUGUUAUUUAUGUGGUGCAGGACUUUUAGGACUAUAGUAAAAUUUUAAAAGAGACAUAAUUAUUUUUUACACUAAAAAUUAUGUUGAUUGCAACCAAUUUAAGAAGGUUACUUACCCUAAAUGCAUCGUAUUUAUUUGGUUAAGGAUGAAAAAAAUAAAGUUUUGCAAUGUUUCUUUUAGAAUGCUCAGAACACGGAAUUUAUUUUACUGAUUUGAUAUUUUUAAAGAAUACUUUAAGGGUAAAUAAAUUAUAAAAAUGAUAAAAUAUCCGAGUUUUUGUCACAUUUUAUAGGUUUUGUUAUUUUCUCUCUUCGAUUAAAUUUUUGAUCUUAGAAAAUGUAGCAAGAAGUGAUUAAAUGCGCUAUUAACAAUACUCACUCAAACGGCGAUAUGGCAAUUUAAUUUGGUAAUUAUUAUGGUAAUUUAAUUUUUGCGAUUUUGUGUUCUAUAAAAAACUAAAAUCCCUUGAAUGUCCUUUUUCUGUAAUUUUGUAUGUUUUCCAGUUUUAAAAAAUCACAAAAUGCAAUGGAAAUUUUAUUGCUAGGGGAGACUGGGGCAAAAAGUCACAAAACGGAUAUUUAAUUUUUUUUACAAGCUACCAUAGCGCCCCAGAAACUUCUAAUUAGCACAGUUUUAUGGGAAAUUUACCGCUCUACAACUCUGUGAAAGUCAUUUUCUUCUAUUUUGAAAGGAAAUAUAUUUAUCGAGCCGUUUUUUAAAAGGUAAUUUUGUGACCACUCUCAAAAAUGCUGGGGCAAAUAGUACCAGUCAUGAGAUACUAUCACAUUUGGUUUCGCUUUAUUACGGGAUUCCGUAAAUUUAAGUAAAAUACCAAGAUUACAUAUUUUCAUAGGAAAUUUAUUCUUCUACACCUUUGUAAAACAAAGUAUUCUCUAUCUGAGCGAAAAAAGCGCAUUACAAGCUAUUUUACAAAAAAAAACACACAAAACACUACAAAUCGUUUGACCAAUGCAAACAAUUAUUUUCACCGUGGGACAUCAGAAAUUGUUUCGGUUUUUGUUACUUUUUGCUCCAUAGCUUUUGUUACUUUUUACCCCAAGUGGUCGUUUUUAAUAAAAGGAUUUCUGGAGAAAAGAAUCUUUGUAAAAUUCUAAAAUAGAUAUCUGAUUCGUAUUCAAAGAAUAUCCAGGUCAUUUGGGAAAUAUUCACCAGUGCAUCAAAUUUAAAAUAAGUAGCUAAUAUUUGAUAUCUCCUGCACGGAAAAUAUUUCAAAAAUAGGGCUAAAAGUUUCGAUAUUUUUUAUUUUCAAAAUUCCUUGUUCAAAUUUUAACAAACCUACGACAUUAAAGAAGACCUAUGGAGGCUGUCUAUGGAAAAAAAUUCAAGCCGCUAUUUUAUUUACCUUGAAAGAUAUUGUAUUUUGAAAUUUUCGAUUUGUAACUUUUUGCCCCAGUUUCCCCUAUUAUUUUAAUUUAUUUUCAAAAGACUUGCUUUAAAUAUAAAUUAUUGAAUAUAUCAAUAUUGUGAAAUAAAAGGAAUUUGUUGCAGAAGUUAAUAAUAAUACGAUAAUUUUGAGGAAAUAUCGGAGAAAAAUAGUUCUACUUCAGACUCCACGAAAAACUUUCAUCACAUAACUUCAAAUUUUACAUUUUGAAUUCAACCGUCGUUUAAAUUUGAGGAACUCGACUGUAGGGGGAGGUGGGGCUACAUUGUUAUACGAUUUUUUCUCAUAUUUCUAAUGACAACUGAGUAUUAAGAUGAUGCUAUUUGGAUACACAAAAUAAUUCUGGAUCUGAAUAAAAUAAUUGUAAGGCCCAGCUCCAUUUAGAAGUAGGCGAAAAAGUCGUAUAACAAUCUAGCCCCACAGCUCAAAGUAGCCCCACCUCCCCCUAUAUACAAUGUUUUAAGGGGUAACAUCUACCAGAACGUUCAAAAUUACCGAAUUUUUGUGAAUUAUUUGUGACUCUGCCAGUGAAUCGAUCAAAAUGAAAUUUUCGGGGGUUAUUGCAGAUGUCUAGAAGAGCACAAAAAUAUUUUUAUUUAAAUUUUGAAAAUAAAAUGGCAGCGUAGCAGUGAGCGGUCUGAAAAUAAAUUUCGUUUUGAGGCACUCCGCAGCUAGCAGUAGAACUCGAGUAAUUUUUAUUCGAUUGACUUGAAAUUUUCAGAGUACCUGCUCAGAUAUAUGCUCUAUAGCAACACUAAGGAUUUAAAAAAAAUAUUGUUUUCAGUAACAUUGGCAGCAACGUGUAAAUAAACACGAAUUUUUGUCGAAGAAAUUAAAUUUAUUUGUUUCCAACAAAAGUAAUUUUUUAUCAAUCUUAAAAAUUUUAUGUGUUUCUAGAGAAUAUAUCUGAACAACUAGCCUGAGAAUUUCAAGUUAAUCGUAUAAAAAUUAUUCGAGUUCUACUGCUAGUCGCUGAGGGCCUCAAAAUGGAAUCGGUCUUCAGUCCGCACACUGUUGCGCUGUCAUUUUGUAUUCAAAAUAGAAAUAAAAAAUAUUUUUGAGUUCUUCAAGACAUUUGUAUUAACUCCUGAAAAUUUUAUUUUAAUCGAUUCAGUAGCAAAGUCACAAAAUAUUCACUAAAAUAAACCAUUAAUUUUUGCCCUUUUGGUAGACGUUACCCCUUAAUUAAAAUAUUAAAAAAAAAAUUAGAAAUGGUUGUCUUAUUUUGUUUUCAUUUUCGUUUGGAGUUUGAGUUGAUAAUAAUAAAAAAAAAGUUUUCAAUUUAGAUAGAACGUGUAGGCUAUCCUCUCAAUCUGAGAUAAAUUUUUAAGGUAUUAAAUAUUUAAAUCAGUCUUUAAUAGCUGUUUCAUAUUCUACAAAGCCUUGUUUUGAAAUGUCAAUUUUUUGAAGCUACAAUUAAUGAAAAAGAUACGAGUUAGAUUACAACUAAGUUAAAAUGCAAGUCAGAUGUAUUUUAAAAUAAUUAAAAUUUUCUUAGUCUUAUUUUAAAAAUUAUUAAAUAAAUGCAAUAAAGAAUAGACUUAUCAUCUAAAACUAAAUUAAAUCAAUUAUCAAUUUAUCUGUUUUUUGAAUACUCCACUUUUUUGGAUUUAGAAGUUUUUAUCCGAUUUAUAAUUACUUUGCAAAAUUAGAAGUUAUUUUCAGUAAAAUUUUAUCUUUAAAAAUAUCAAGAAGUAAAAUAAAUGCGAAUUCCUGAGUCUUUGAAAAAGCAUUCUGUUUUUUCUCCAUAUCUUAAAAUCAUGUACAUAACUCCUUAAUCCAAUUUUUACUACCUUAAAACAUAAUUUGCACAAAGAUUUUUAUUUUACACUCUCGAAAAAAACACUUCUAAAUUUAAACAAUUACUAGAUGUAAAUAUAUUAAAAAAGAUAAUGUGUAUUAUAUACAAUAAAGUAUUCGAAAAGAAGACAUUCUUUGAAAAUAUUGACAAUAAAAUGUUUACCUUAAAAAAACAAGUACUUCUCUGAAUUAGAUUUAACAAAAAAUAGUAAAAAAUAUUCAUAUUGACAUUCUGAAAUUAAAAGAAAAAGAAAAAUGAGUCAUUUACCUUUUAAGAAGAAAAAGAAUAUUGGUGUUAACUCUAAAAUUAGAGAGAGAGAGACGGAUAAUAAAAAAAACUUCAAGAAUGAAGGAAAUCUUGUAAAUUUAUACACGUGACGCUCAUAAAAUAGGCUGGCAGAUUGCAAUUAUUUUCUAUUGAUAGUAAAUAAUUAGAAAAUAUUGAAGAAAAAAAUGUGAAACUUUAAGAAAAAUAAGGACAAUAAAAUAUAUUAUCUCAAGUUUCCUCAAAACUAAAUUGUCAAAUUUUCAAAAAAAGAGAAAAUAAAUAUUAAAUAAAUUUUAUCUCUGUAAUUAAAAGAUUUACUCAAAAAUUAAUAUCAUAAUUAAAUUAAAAAAGAAAAAUGAUAUCAAAAUACUCUAAGGACAAUAAUGGCACAAAGAAAGAAAUGUGAGAAAAUAUCAAAGAAUUUAUAUUACACGUACAUUAUGAAGAAUUUUAUUACUAAAACAUUAAUUUAACAAAGAUUCUCGAAAGAUCAAUAUCAAGUUAAAUAACGCAAUAUCGAAAUACCUGGGUCAAACUGAGCUGAACCAUAUCAGAAAUCUGCAGAAAGAGAAAAAUCCCACAAUUUUAAUUUAAGCACUGUUUAUCUAAUUUUCUGUUAAGACCGAACUUUGUAACCGAUUCGGUCAAGUAUUAGUUAAAACGUUUUUAUUUUGUUACCAACAUUAUCAGUUAAAUUGAUACAUUUUGUACUAAAUACAUUUAGUGUUAAUGAGGAACUUUUAUCCUGAGGAAAAUCUAACGAAAUUUAUUCAAAUUUCUUGAUAUAAAAUUUACUCUGUACUUCUUGUAAUUAACACUAUCGGAUAUGUCCGGAUGUUUUCUCCACAUUGAGAACAACACAGAUCUGGAUUUUUCAAAUAAAAUGUUUUCGUGAAGAAA
Phlebotomus papatasi is the source of this 8224-nucleotide messenger RNA. RefSeq names its product protein Skeletor, isoforms B/C. The record is from RefSeq and is a predicted model, not a curated record. The transcript has 11 exons. Lineage: Eukaryota; Metazoa; Arthropoda; Insecta; Diptera; Psychodidae. Bases 855 to 3020 code for a protein of 721 amino acids.